Messenger RNA from Neoarthrinium moseri, 1353 nucleotides. RefSeq lists its product as uncharacterized. Gene Ontology annotation, biological process: secondary metabolite biosynthetic process. The coding region runs from base 1 to 1353 and encodes 450 amino acids. Gene Ontology annotation, molecular function: FAD binding; monooxygenase activity. Lineage: Eukaryota; Fungi; Ascomycota; Sordariomycetes; Amphisphaeriales; Apiosporaceae. The transcript has a single exon. The record is from RefSeq and is a predicted model, not a curated record.
AUGGCUACUACCAACAAUCAUAACUCAUCAUCAGCCCCGACCCCGACGGGGAUCCGCGUGGUCAUUGUCGGGGCCGGGUUCGCCGGCCUCACGGCGGCCAUUGAGUGCCACCGGCAGGGCCACACCCCGAUCGUGGUGGAGAAAUUCCCGGCGCUGAAGCCGCUGGGCGACAUCAUCUCGUUCGCGCCCAACUCGUCGCGCAUCUUCCAGCGCUGGCCGGGGGUCGCGGAGAAAAUGGACCCCAUCUCGCUGCGUCCCCCUGGGUUCACCAUCAAGUCGUUCAAGGGCGACACCCUGUACUACCAGGUGUGGUCUGAGGAGGAGACCUCGUGGGGGGUCCGGUUUGAUGGCCACCGAGGGGAGUACCAUCAGAUUGUUUUUCGCCAUGCGGUCGAGGACUGCGGCAUCGAGAUAAAACUUGGCGCCCAGGUGGUGGACUACUUUGAAGACGACAGCGAGGCCGGGGUGGUGCUCGAAAACGGAGAGAAAAUCUCGGGGGACGUUGUCCUGGCCGCUGAGGGGGUGCGCUCCAAAGGCCGUACUACGGUGCUGGGGUACGAGGACGCGCCCAAAGCUUCGGGGUACGCAGUCUACAGAUCGUGGUUCUCCACCAAAGAUACCGUGGCCAAGGACCCAGAGCUCGACUGGCUGAUCAAGGAGGGAGACCAGCACGUGGCCUGGCUCGGGCCCGAUGUGCACUUCAUCGCCGCGACACUCAAGGGCGGGCAGGACUUCAGCUGGGUCUGCACGCACAAGGACGAUAAGGACAUCGGCGAGUCGUGGCAGUGGGAAGCCCCGCUGUCCGACGCCCGGGAAGUGCUCAAGGGCUGGGAACCCAACAUCCAGCGAAUCCUGGACCGCACGCCCGAGCCCCUGAUAGACUGGAAGCUCGUCUACCGGGACCCGCUGUCGACCUGGAUCUCGCCGAAGCGCCGCAUCGCCCUCAUCGGGGACGCGGCGCACCCUUUCCUGCCGACCAGCAUCCAAGGCGCCAGCCAGGCGAUGGAGGACGGGGCCACGAUCGCGGUCUGUCUUCGCAAGGCGGGCAAGCAGCAGAUACGGGAGGCCGUCGAGGCCUUCGAGGCGCUCCGGUACGAGCGGGUGAAGAGCGCGCAGAAGACGGGCGAGCAGACGCGGGAUAUCUGGCACAAGGCGGACUUCGGGGCCGCGAAGAAGGACCCUGAGAGCUUCCGGCUCAGACGAGAGGAGUGGCUCUUGAAUUUUGACGCCGAGACGUUUGCGGAUAGAGAGUAUGAUCGUACCGUGGAUGUCAUUAGAGAGAAGGGUGUCGUAGAGGCUAGAGCACUGCAUGUUCCCGAGGGGCGCUACGGUUACCUCGAGUAUAAUGGUUAA